AUGAUCACCACCUGGAACGUUAGGGGCAUCAAUAAAGAGUCUCGGCACCGGGAAGUCAGCUCCUACAUCCAUACCUUGCAGGUGCCCAUCAUUGCUUUGUUAGAAACUAGAAUAAAGGAAACUAAUGCUGAUAGAAUACGUAGGACGUUUAUAAAUAAAUGGGCCUAUAUUGAUAAUUAUACUCAUCACUAUAAUGGAAGAAUCUGGAUUCUGUGGGAUGAUCAGGAAGUCACAGUGAAGGUCCUGACAGUUGAGGAACAAUUCAUCCAUAUUGAUGUUCAGCAUAGGGACAACAAAAGGCACUACUUGGCAACUAUUGUUUACGCAUUGAACCAGCUCGAGAAAAGGAAAAUUCUUUGGGAGCAUAUUGAUAGAUUAGGGGAUAGUAUACACUUGCCAUGGAUUGUGAUUGGAGACUACAACAAUGUCCUUACUUAUAAGGACAGGAUCGGUGGUAACCGAGUGGCCCUUAAUGAAUAUGCAGAUCUGGUUGACAUGAUGGAGAAGAAUGGCCUGUUUGAAGCUGAAACCAAGGGCUCCCACUUCACUUGGUCAAAUAAACAUUCAUUUGGAGCCAUCUAUUCUAGAAUAGAUAGACUCAUUGGUAACUCACUCUGGUUCAGCACGUAUCAAGAUAUUAUUGUGGAAAUUCUGCCUCCUCAUAUUUCUGAUCACUCCCCGAUUAGAGUAAGAACGUUGGCAGCUCAGCAUAGGCGUAAACACACCUUUAAGUUCUUAAACUGUGUGACAACAAGGACAGGGUAUCAUGAGACUGUUAAUAAUUGUUGGAGACAACAGGUUCAGGGCACACCAAUGCAACUACUUUGGCACAAAAUGAAGAAGCUUAGCAGGACCCUCACACCUCUUCACAGAGAGAUUAGUGGCAUGAGAAUCCAAAUGCUCAAAACCAGAGCAGAACUGGAGGAGGCACACAAAGAAUUACAAACUAACCCAUUUGACAGCCAUCUUAUGGAGCUGGUGAAAAACAAAACAGAUAGACUCUUAGAGCUCAAUCAAAUGGAGGAAAGCAUGCUUAAACAGAAGGCCAAGGUUGAAUGGUUGAAACUGGGCGAUGAAAACAAUACUUUCUUCCACAACUCAGUCAGAGAGAGGCAUAGACAUAACAACAUGAACACUCUGACCUCCCUGAAUGGCAGUUUUCUUAAUAACAGGGAAGACAUCACCAAAGAGAUAAUUGAGUACUAUACGACUCUGCUAGGAACAUCAUCCAAUGCGCUGAAGGGUAUUGACAGACAUUGCAUUUUGAGAGGGAAAAUUCUUUCCAGAACAGAUGCGCUGAGUUUGAUCUAUCCAAUUGCUGAAUAG
Vicia villosa (hairy vetch) is the source of this 1326-nucleotide messenger RNA. RefSeq lists its product as uncharacterized. The record is from RefSeq and is a predicted model, not a curated record. The transcript has a single exon. Gene Ontology annotation, molecular function: catalytic activity. The coding region runs from base 1 to 1326 and encodes 441 amino acids. Lineage: Eukaryota; Viridiplantae; Streptophyta; Magnoliopsida; Fabales; Fabaceae.